This is a messenger RNA of Vigna angularis (adzuki bean), 1155 nucleotides long. Its product is annotated as QWRF motif-containing protein 7. The transcript has 4 exons. Gene Ontology annotation, biological process: centrosome cycle; spindle assembly. The record is from RefSeq and is a predicted model, not a curated record. Gene Ontology annotation, molecular function: microtubule binding. Gene Ontology annotation, cellular component: cytoplasm; centrosome; nuclear microtubule. NCBI's taxonomy places the organism in Eukaryota, Viridiplantae, Streptophyta, Magnoliopsida, Fabales, Fabaceae. The coding region runs from base 1 to 1155 and encodes 384 amino acids.
AUGGACAAACCUUUCCACGGUUCUUCUUGCCGCAACCACCUCACGGUGGUGGCACCAUCACCUCGGCUCGUCCGAAGUCGAAGCGGCAAUGGCUCUGCCGCCGCAGCUAUAACUACUCCGGAGAGAAGUUCUGGUAGGUUGAGCUCUAGUGAAAGAUUCACCAUCAGUAGUAUACAACGUUCGAAGUCGACAUCGAGAACAAGAACAACCAACAAGGAUGAAGGGAACAUGAACCUAAACCCUACAUCCAUUCGAAACAAGCAAACAAAUACUAGGGUUCAAGACAAGAAAAAUAAAGAUGACAGCUUUGGCAAAAUCUUGCAACGAGGUGUUAGCCCUGAUAAUAAUAAUAACGUUGGAGCUUCAAAGAGGACCUCAUCAUCAGUAAAAUCUCCUUCGGCAUGGGCGCUUUCCCCAGGAAGAUGGUCAUUGGGAUCUCCGAUAUGGCCUCAACCACAGACGAAAACAUCCCUCAGUGUUAGCAGUGGUGUUGGUGGCAGUGUUAAUAAAGUUUUGAAGUACUUCAAGCAAAAGAAAGUGUCACCGAUGCAAGAGGAAGAGUACCAUCAGUUUAGGGUUUUGCAUAAUAGACUUUUGCAAUGGAGGUUUAUCAAUGCCAGAGCUAACGUUGCCAUGGCUAAUGUCAAGACUAUGGUCGAGAUACAAUUGUUUGCCGUAUGGGUUGGAAUUGUGAAACUGAGAAAGAUAAGAACAGAAAAGAGAGUUGAACUGCGAAAGGUGAAAGAUGUGAUGAAGCUUUAUAAAAUUCUGAAUGGACAACUCUAUCUUCUCAGUGAAUGGGCUCAAUUAGAGAGAAGAAAUCAAGAAUAUGUUGCCAAAUUGACAAGAAAAUUGUCAGCAUUCUCCAACAUAAUCCCUUUAACCUACCUUAAGGUAGACACAGGAUCCAUCUCUGAUGCACUGAAUGCAGCCAUUACAGUAAUGGAGGAUUUGGAACCAUUGAUCACAAAAUACCACACAAAGGUUAAUGGUAGCUGGUGGAGAAUGAAGAAGCUUCAUGACGACGUUGCUCAAAGGCACGAGGAACUCGCGAUUCGGUUUCGCGAUGCUUGUGGCGGAGCGUUUGGAACAAUGGCGCGACCAUUGCGUGAUAUGUUCGCGAAAGGUUUCUGGUUAGGGUUUCGAAAUGUCUAA